This is a messenger RNA of Venturia canescens, 2247 nucleotides long. RefSeq names its product expansion (gene exp). The record is from RefSeq and is a predicted model, not a curated record. Lineage: Eukaryota; Metazoa; Arthropoda; Insecta; Hymenoptera; Ichneumonidae. Gene Ontology annotation, molecular function: protein binding. Gene Ontology annotation, biological process: regulation of DNA-templated transcription. The coding region runs from base 763 to 2076 and encodes 437 amino acids. The transcript has 8 exons.
UUGUAACUCUCACUCACGGCAAAGCUGUCUCCGCGCGCGCGCGUGUCCCGCUCCAGACUCAAAGGAGGAGAGACUCUCCGAAUCUUCGCGACGAUCUUGUCCGCACUCAAUGUCCGGAUAGAUUAAAAACGACGAGGAAACACAACUGCGAGGGGCGAAAGGGAGGGACAGAACCCGCGGAAAUUUGACUCUCGGCUUUUCCCCGCGUUUCAUUUCCUUCGCGCAAAUUUAUGUCGCUGCAAAGUGCUCGCGCUCGUUUAACGUGCCACAGAUUUUGAAGAAUUUUUAAGAAUAACAGUGACGUGAACCGUUCGCGCGUUUAUUCUACUUUGUUUCUCAUACGAAAUAGUGCUGUUGAUAGAAUUUUUGUCAAGUGAUACCAACCGAGUUUUCCAGUGAAUUGAGAGGAACGAAAUUCAGGAUACUUUCUCGAAGCCUGUCGCAGUCCUCGUUUCCACCGAAUUUCCGCUCCAACUUUUUGUGUGUUUUCUCCUUUCUCAUGCUCCAACGCAACCGUUUUGUUUUACUCGCGUUUUUGCCGCUCUGUGAAUCCUGAAGAGGAACAACGCCGUUGCUCAAUAGAUUAUGGAAGCUAUCGGUGAUACCAGGAAACACGAAAAUAUUUGACAUCUUACGAGGUUUGAGAGAACGCUUCGAACCCUAAGAGGGGACCAUAUUGCGGUGAAGGCGCUACGACGCCUACGUCCAGAUCUCCUGUCACCUCGCAAAGAUUUACGAUUGAAAUCAACGCGAGCUUGAGCCAUGGUGUCGAGGCGAAAAAUUUUAUCCCGCUCGAGGGACAACCUCGCCGAGGCUCAAUACGAGGAACAAGAAGAGGAAGACGUCUGGUAUAAUUUGGACAAACUUUACAAGGAUCACAUACAAGAGGUCCUCGACAAAUGGAAUCAGAUCGAUGACGAGAUCUGGGCUAAAGUGAUAGUCUUUGAGCGAAACAGACGAGUCGCCAAGGCAUACGCGAGAGCUCCGGUUCUCACGGUAAACGGUUCGAACGAUGGUUUCGAUGGGUUUAGAAUAGGGCUUUGCGGCUUCGACAAUCCGAUGCGCGAUCCCAAAACUGAGGAAGCGAAGCGUCACAUCAACCAAGGCGUCAAAAUAAAAAUGGACGACCAAGGCAACAUUUUGAUCAAGAGGUUGUGCAAAAGCAACGUCUACAUCAAAACAACGAAUCAAGAAGACAAUGCGAUCGGUGGCGAGAUCCUACGGAAUUCGCAAGGAGCACUCGAGCUCGAGAAACCUGGAAAACUGUUUGAUAUGAACAAAUAUCAGACUAAUUUAUCGAGAGAAACGAGAAGGGCGUAUCCUGACAGGCGGAGAUUGGAGACUCAGUGCCUGAGCGCAAUCGUAUUCGUUCGCACCGAAGCGGACUUGCUUCAAUGUCCAGUUUGGGUUUUAAUCGUAAACGUCGUUGGUCUUGACAUGCUCAAAUCGAAGUUACCACCAGUACUCGCCCUCCAAAGGCCUGUCGACAUUAAAAAUCGUCCACGAAUCCCGAUCCCUGACGAGGAUCCCUACAGCGUUGCUGGUGUCUCUUCGUCCUCGGGCCCCAGCGAAGCUUUGAACGCGGCCAGAGAUCCGCGCGAGCAAAUAUACGUCCAGUCCGGCACUUAUCAGCCGCGAAGAGGCGAGAGACCGCCCAAAUUACCACCGCGUGAAAAUCUCUAUGGCCACGACAUCUCUCACAUUCCUAAGCCCGACUACGACGACAUUGAGGACGAUUAUGGAACGAAUCACCGACAAGCUGUGAUAGUGAACGAGGAGAAGAAGAGUAAAAAGAACGAUAGUAAAAAAUAUGACGAUCCUUAUUACUGCGGUCUGAGAGCGAGAGUACCGAAUUUCGUGAAAAUGGCGAAAAACGGUCACACGAAAAUAAUGUCGCCUCAUGGAUACGUUCGACCGCAACCUGCGCCUUCCUACGUGAGCAACGGCAACGGCGGAUACGUCAGUAGUCAAUCGUCACAAAUUUAUGGUCAUCACGUGCAAACCAAGCGACCACCCAUUGUCUAUCACGCGAGAAGCUUCGAGAGCGGACUCGGUACAUUCGGACGACAGAAUUGAUUCUCCGUACAACCACAUUUAUGGAAGGUUACCCAUCCCGACGAGAGGCGUAAUUCCACCAGCACCCCGUGCGAUGUACAUCGGCGAAUGGGAUUAAUAUUAAGUGAAAAAUAUCUUCGUAUCUUGUACCUACAAACUGUAUAUUGUUAAUAUACCACAUAAAUACUCAUA